Messenger RNA from Paramecium sonneborni, 264 nucleotides. The record is from the annotation of a GenBank genome assembly. NCBI's taxonomy places the organism in Eukaryota, Ciliophora, Oligohymenophorea, Peniculida, Parameciidae.
AUGUAAUAAGAAUAUAUCAGAUUAAUUAUUCACUUGCCUAGGUACUUUUAUAUGUAGCUGGAUGUUCAGAUAAUCCUAGUUAAACUACAUGGAAAAUUACAAGAACAUGUACUAAUCAUGGUUCAAAUGUAACUAUUUUUAAGCAUAAUAAUUGUUCUAAUUGGUUGUACAGUUAAUUAUACUAAUAAUGCAAGUAUCGAAAGAACUUGUAAAAAUUAUGGAUCUAAUGUUACUGAUUACACUGAUAAUAGUUGUAGUAUUUGA